Cladophialophora yegresii CBS 114405 is the source of this 1074-nucleotide messenger RNA. RefSeq lists its product as uncharacterized. Gene Ontology annotation, cellular component: nucleus; P-body. Bases 1 to 1074 code for a protein of 357 amino acids. Gene Ontology annotation, biological process: deadenylation-dependent decapping of nuclear-transcribed mRNA. NCBI's taxonomy places the organism in Eukaryota, Fungi, Ascomycota, Eurotiomycetes, Chaetothyriales, Herpotrichiellaceae. The transcript has 2 exons. Gene Ontology annotation, molecular function: hydrolase activity; RNA 7-methylguanosine cap binding. The record is from RefSeq and is a predicted model, not a curated record.
AUGUCAACUCAGCCGGAGACCAAAGCCGACGCCGAAGCGCUCGUCCCUCUUUUCAAGCUGGAGAGAGUGCUCAACCAAGAUCAGAAUGGCAGGCGAAUCUCUCUCCUGGGCAACAUCGCCGACAAACCCGCGCUCAUCACGCUCGAGCGCGCCGCUCUCCCAACGGACCCGCACCUCGUCACUCUGCUGUUAGAGUCUCUGGGGGAAGUGACCAACCUCGGCGCCAACGACAUCUAUAGAUGGUAUAUGGCCAGUCGGGCGUCAAGGACAGAUAUGGCGGACACGACACGUACAAUUACAAGCAAGGAUGCGGCCGACCUCGACAAGAGAAGCAUCCCCGACGUGAAACUCAACCUCAUCUACCCCUGCACCCAGGCGCACAUCAAGAAAUACUCAGCCCAACGCAUCCGCAUGGUAACCGAGACGCCGGAAAUCUACGCGCAGCACAUCCGUCCGUACAUGGCGCGCCAGCGCGCCCCGCCCCGCCUCGACUGGAUCUUCAACAUCCUCGACGGGCGCACGGAGCAAGACGACAUCGUCGCGCGUGUCGACUGGGAUAACCCGUCCAACACGGGGUUCCUCCUCCUCCCGGAUCUGAACUGGGACCGGAGCGCCAUCGAGGGCAUGCACCUCCUGGCGCUGGUGCAGCGGCGCGAUAUCUGGUCCCUGCGGGACCUGCGGAAGAAGCACGUCCCCUGGCUGAAGGAGAUGAGGCGGCAGAUUGUGGGAGCCGCGGCGAAAGCAGUGGCGGCGGAAACACAACCACCAGACGUGGCGCCACUCGACGAGGACCAACUGAAAUGCUACAUCCACUACCAGCCGACGUACUACCACUUCCACGUCCACGUCGUGCACGCGAUGCUCGAGGCCGGGACGACGCAGAGCGUCGGCAAGGCGUUUGGGCUGGGCAACGUGAUUGCGCAGCUGGAGAGCAUGGCGGGCGGGGACGAGGCCGGGAUGCAUGACGUGGAUGUGCAUUAUUUCGUGGGCGAGGAGAGCGAGCUUUGGGGACGGUGUUUCGGGCGGUUGAAAAGGGGGGAGGCGGUGGAUUUGAAUGUGCAGGCGCAGGCAUAA